Molecule: messenger RNA, 657 nt
Organism: Prunus armeniaca (apricot)
Lineage: Eukaryota; Viridiplantae; Streptophyta; Magnoliopsida; Rosales; Rosaceae
Source: the annotation of a GenBank genome assembly
AUGGACUACAUGAGGCUGGGGCAGUCAUUGAGGGUGGUUAAGCCGAUACUCACUCCAUCUCAAAAUUUGCGCCUCAAUCAAGUUUUCUUAAGGGAGGAGAUUGAAACUUCCUUGAGACAAAUGUUUCCUACUAAGUCUCCAGGAGUGGAUGGUAUGUCGGCACUGUUUAAUCAGAAGUAUUGGGGGGUGGUAGGCGAUGAUGUGGUAGGGUUCUGCCUUAAUGUCUUGAAUGGGGGUGCCAGUGUAAAAGAAAUUAACCACACACUUUUGACGCUCAUUCUUAAGGUAGACAAACCAGUAAAAGUUACUGAGUUUCAGCCGAUUAGUUUGUGUACGGUGAUCUAUAAGAUGAUUUCCAAAACUAUAGUUAACAUGUUGAAGCCUAUUAUGCCUCUUAUCAUCUUUGAGUUUCAGAGCACGUUUGUCCCUACAUGGCUGAUUACGGAUAACAUUAUUGCUGCGUUUGAAAGCAUACAUGCUAUUAAACGGCGGGGUGGGAGUAAGCUGAAGAAAAUGGUAUUAAAGCUUGAUAUGUCUAAAGCUUAUGACAGAGUGGAAUGGACCUUUAUUGAGGCUAUGCUUAAGCGCUUGGGCUUUAACGACAGAUGGGUAGAGCUAAUCAUGGAUUGUAUAUCCACUGUUACAUACUCUGUCUAA